Messenger RNA from Sciurus carolinensis (gray squirrel), 584 nucleotides. It is a transcript of the gene Polr2f, whose product is annotated as RNA polymerase II, I and III subunit F. Gene Ontology annotation, biological process: DNA-templated transcription. Lineage: Eukaryota; Metazoa; Chordata; Mammalia; Rodentia; Sciuridae. The record is from RefSeq and is a predicted model, not a curated record. Gene Ontology annotation, molecular function: DNA-directed RNA polymerase activity; DNA binding. The transcript has 5 exons. The coding region runs from base 102 to 485 and encodes 127 amino acids. Gene Ontology annotation, cellular component: RNA polymerase II, core complex; RNA polymerase I complex; nucleus.
ACCGCGCAGGCGCAGGAUACGCGGGUAGCGCGCCAGGCGGAGGGUCGGUGUUUGUGGGUCUUCGCGCGUGUCCCGGGAGCGAAGCCGGGUCGCUGAAGCAAAUGUCUGACAACGAAGACAAUUUUGAUGGUGAUGACUUUGAUGACGUGGAGGAGGAUGAAGGGCUAGAUGACUUGGAGAAUGCUGAGGAGGAGGGCCAGGAGAACGUCGAGAUCCUUCCCUCUGGGGAGCGGCCACAGGCCAACCAGAAGCGAAUCACCACCCCGUACAUGACCAAGUACGAGCGGGCCCGCGUGCUGGGCACCCGAGCUCUCCAGAUCGCGAUGUGUGCCCCCGUGAUGGUGGAGCUGGAGGGGGAGACAGACCCCUUGCUCAUCGCCAUGAAGGAACUCAAGGCCCGAAAGAUCCCCAUCAUCAUUCGCCGCUACCUACCCGAUGGGAGCUAUGAAGACUGGGGGGUGGACGAGCUCAUCAUCACCGACUGAGCUGGCGUCUCCUGACCUCGCCCCACGCCCCGUUUCUAGUACCAUUUUCUACAUGUAAAUAAUAAACUAACCCGCCUCCCCACCUCCUCCUCCAGCUUC